Messenger RNA from Myotis daubentonii (Daubenton's bat), 3310 nucleotides. RefSeq names its product transcriptional adaptor 2B (gene TADA2B). Gene Ontology annotation, biological process: regulation of transcription by RNA polymerase II; chromatin remodeling. Gene Ontology annotation, cellular component: nucleus; SAGA-type complex. Gene Ontology annotation, molecular function: transcription coactivator activity; zinc ion binding; chromatin binding. The record is from RefSeq and is a predicted model, not a curated record. Lineage: Eukaryota; Metazoa; Chordata; Mammalia; Chiroptera; Vespertilionidae.
AUGGCGGAGCUCGGUAAGAAGUACUGCGUGUACUGCCUGGCCGAGGUGAGCCCGCUGCGCUUCCGCUGCACCGAGUGCCAGGACAUCGAGCUGUGCCCCGAGUGCUUCUCGGCCGGCGCCGAGAUCGGCCACCACCGGCGCUACCACGGCUACCAGCUGGUGGACGGCGGGCGCUUCACGCUGUGGGGGCCGGAGGCCGAGGGCGGCUGGACCAGCCGCGAAGAGCAGCUGCUGUUGGAUGCCAUCGAGCAGUUCGGCUUCGGGAACUGGGAAGACAUGGCUGCUCACGUAGGGGCCUCCCGGACUCCCCAGGAAGUGAUGGAGCAUUACGUAAGCAUGUACAUCCACGGCAACCUGGGGAAGGCCUGCAUCCCCGACACCAUCCCCAACCGGGUGACCGACCACACCUGCCCCAGUGGAGGCCCCCUCUCUCCCAGCCUCACCACCCCCUUGCCUCCCCUAGACAUCUCGGUGGCCGAGCAGCAGCAGCUGGGCUACAUGCCGCUGCGCGACGACUACGAGAUCGAGUACGACCAGGACGCCGAGACGCUCAUCAGCGGGCUCUCGGUCAACUACGACGACGACGACGUGGAGAUCGAGCUCAAGCGCGCGCACGUGGACAUGUACGUGCGGAAGCUGCGGGAGCGGCAGCGGCGCAAGAACAUCGCCCGCGACUACAACCUGGUGCCGGCCUUCCUGGGCAAGGACAAGAAGGAGCGCGAGAAGGCGGCCAAGCGCAAGGUCACCAAGGAGGAGCGCGAGCUGCGGCUGAAGCUGCGGCCGCUCUACCAGUUCAUGUCCUGCAAGGAGUUCGACGACCUGUUCGAGAACAUGCACAAGGAGAAGAUGCUGCGCGCCAAGAUCCGGGAGCUGCAGCGGUACCGGCGCAACGGGAUCACCAAGAUGGAGGAGUCGGCCGAGUACGAGGCGGCCCGGCACAAGCGGGAGAAGCGGAAGGAGAACCGGAACUCGGCGGGCGCCAAGCGCGGGCGGGAGGACGCCAAGGACGGCGAGUUCGCCGCCAUCGAGAACCUGCCGGGCUUCGAGCUGCUGUCGGACCGCGAGAAGGCGCUCUGCAGCUCCCUGAACCUGAGCCCCGCGCGCUACGUGACCGCCAAGACCAUCAUCAUCAAAGACCACCUCCAGAAGCGCCAGGGCAUCCCCUCCAAGAGCCGCCUGCCCAGCUACCUGGACAAGGUCCUGAAGAAGAGGAUUUUAACCUUCCUCACGGAGAGCGGGUGGAUAGCCAGGGACGCCUCCUGAAGCGGCGGAGCCGGGGCGCUUGUGAGCCAAAUGACUGGGGGGGACAGCAACCGCUUUCCCCAUGGUGGUUUUUUCAGCAAAUUGAGUUUCUUUUUUAGGAUGUAAGUUGUUCUCGCGGCCCUCUGGAAGAAGCAAGAGUAACAGUCUUAGAUCAGAUCAUGAGGGAAGCAGAUGCAGGCGUAUUGUACCUUAGUGCUAAAAGCAAUGCGCUAAGACGACGCUUGCCUUUGUGUUGAGUGUGGAGAACGUGGAGAUGGGAGCGGCCCGGGAGCCCCUUCGCUUCGGUGCACACCUGUGCUGGCCGCCGGCUGCCAGCCUUGCCUGUGACACUGGCUCCGGCGCGGGGCACUGUAGAUGGCGCCGGGCAGGUGGGCAGUGAGGCCAGAGGGCAGGGUCAAGCUUCCUUGGACUGUGAGGAAGAGGCUGGUAGCGAACAGAGACCAAAUGAGCUUCCCCUUAGCUACUGGCAGCGGCAGUUUGAGUUUGCAGUUCCCAGACCCCAAAACUGCCCCUUUUGCGCCCGCUGGGCAGAGCCCCCCCCCCUCAGUUUGGAAAUGGGCAGCGCCCCCUAGCGUAGAGGGUGGCUGUGGGAAGCAUGGCAGCCAGGACCAGUGCAAUGGCCAGGACUGAGCCCUUUCCUGGGGAGCAGCUACUGGCUGCUCUUUGGACUUACGUGCAUUUUACUUGCAAGCCCUUGUUUUAGGAAGUUCAUGGCUAAGUUGUGUUCUGGUGUUGGUGUCUCACAGCUACAAGUACCUUUUUCAGGGAAGCCCUGACCACACCAGCCUGGCCAAGCCUCUGACCUUCAGGUGGCCUUGUACCCGGCAGACUAGCCAGGCGAGACGGGCCGGCCCAUGUGGCCGUUGGUCCCAAGGCCCCUGUGUUGCUGCUGAGUCACUGUCUUAACCAGACUCAGACAUGGCUCUGCCCAGCCCUCGCUAGAGGUCUUUUCAGGGGCCUCUUACACGGUACCUCCCUUUGGCACUUGGGUGGCCAUUUGUCUUCCGGGCUGCUCAGGGUUCUCUCGUCCAAGACCCGCUUAGAGUCGGUGGUGACUGCAGACCCAGCCGCCUGCCGGCCCCUGGCCCGCACAGUGAUGGAGAGAGGGCCUCUCCAUGUUUGGGCUUGACGUUACAUUUAAGUGAAGUUUGAAAAAGACCCUCAUCAUUUCCAAGGAUGACCUCAUUAUGGUGCCUUUUCCUUUCUUUCUACAUCUCUCUGUCCCCGAGGGUAGCUUCUCAGCGUUAGCGGGAACACCUCAGGUGGGUUGUGUACGGCCGUAGUAAAGCGCAAGGCCUGCGGCAGAGGCGCUCCUUGCUGGCCAAGCCAGACUUCCCGCUGACACGUGUGAGCGGUGGUGUCAGGCGUGAGGGCUACCUCCACUGCCCCUGCGGGUGACUGCCCUCCGUGGGGCUGGUGUUGCCCUUUGUGCCAGCCUCCAGGCGGCCUGGGUGCAAGCUAACCUUUGAGAACCGCUGGCUUUAGCUGACCUGGUGUCAUCCUUCGUGGGUUUUCUGUCAGGUGCCUCGUCUGGCGAGGUUUCGAUGCCGUCUUCUUUUUCUAUACGGGGGCUGCCAGGCUUCAUUAAGCUGGAGAAGCAGGCGCCCCAGUAGCUGGGGCCAGUCGAGAGCUGCCAAGUGAAUGCGUGGUGCUGGAGGUUUGAGGGUGCUUAUCUUUUGAUGGCGUGAAGAACUUAUUUAGGCGUGGCUGUUUUAAAACACCACAGUGAAUGUAUAAUUUAUGUUGAAGUGUUACCUUGGUUACAAGGGGAAGUGAUUUUGAUUGGUUGCCUUUAUCCCGUCCACUCCUGUUGCCAGUCUUUGCCCCUGCUGUUAGCAGAGCCCUGACAUUUCUGUAUUUAAUUUUCAUAAGUUAAGUUACCACAAUCCCAAGAAUUAGGUCUUCAAAAUUUAAACUCCAACCUUUGAGUCCAGUUCCAUAACUCAGCUAUUCGGAAUCCUCUCUGGAUGCAGCGUUCCAGGAAUGUAUUCAAGCCGACCUGACUGUUUUUACUGCCCUUUCCUUAUUAAACAAGUUGCGAACAAAA